AUGGAGGCCAUUGGUCACGCUGGCACUUGUCUGGGGAUUUUGGCCAAUGACGGUGUGCUGCUGGCGGCUGAGAGGAGGAACAUCCAUAAGCUAUUGGACGAGGUGUUUUUCUCAGAAAAGAUCUACAAGCUGAAUGAGUAAGUUGCUGCUUCCUUUGUGUUUAUCUUCAGAUCAAAAUCCAAAUACAUCAUUCUAGUGGCAAGCAGAAGUGUCCUUCCAUUCCAUCUUUCUAGUGGCAAGCAGAUGUGCCCUUCCAUUGCCUACUGGCUUGUGACAUUUCCUCUUGUGUUGCAGGGAUAUGGCCUGUAGUGUGGCUGGAAUCACAUCAGAUGCCAACGUACUGACCAAUGAGCUGAGACUAAUAGCACAGAGGUGAGCAGGGGACGAGCUAAGAGAUGAAUAGAGGGUGGCGCUGGAUGGGCAGAGCAGCGUGCCAAUCAAGCACUGAUAUAUAGGGUUGAUGUGCUUCAUAGCUAUCAUGAAGCAUAAUAAUAAAUAAGGGAAACAUUUCGGAGAUCCGAAAAGACAAUAAUUGUUUCUCUUAACAAUGACAAAUGUCACUGUUCCAUUUUACUGUCAGUGACAUCUGAAAUGCCUCUGGCUUCACUUCACAUCAGGGUUCGCACAAGGUGCUUAAAGUACUUGAAUUUGGCACUCUGAAAUUCAAGUACUGGAAUACCUUGAAAAUCAGACAUUUUUGGAAGUUAGUACUUGAAAAGUACUUGAAUUGAAAUGAGAGGAGAUCAGAAAAUGAUCUAAUAUGAAAAAUAUUAGAAAAAAGUAUUGGUCUUACAAAUUAAUUUCCUGGCAGACUGCCAAGUUUUAUUUCAUUGCGUGUUUUGCGCUCUGGUUGCCAAGCGAGCUCGCUCAUUCCACCCACAAUGCCACUCAGCCAGGCAGGUACAGAACUGACUGAUUAGGCGGCAGCAAAUGUCACAUAGAUAGGUAAAAUGCCUGGCAAAUGUAGAUUCAAACCUGCCUUUUGUGCGUAUGAACAUUUCUGCUCAUGAAACAUGGGACCAACACUUUACAUGUUGCGUUUUAUAUUAGCAGUAUUCUUAGGGUCAUUGUCCUGCUGGAAGGUGAACCUCUGUCCCAGUCUCAAAUCUCUGGAAGACUGAAACAGGUUUCCCUGAAGAAUUUCCCAGUAUUUUAGCGCCAUCCAUCAUUCCUUCAAUUCUGACCAGUUUUCUAGUCCCUGCCGAUGAAAAACAUCCCCACAGCAUGAUGCUGCCACCACCAUGCGUCACUGUGGGGAUGGUGUUCUCGGGGUGAUGAGAGGUGUUGUGUUUGCGCCAGACAUAGCGUUUUCCUUGAUGGCCAAAAAGCUCAAUUUUAGUCUCAUCUGACCAGAGUAUCUGCUUCCAUAUGUUUGGGGAGUCUCCCACAUGCCUUGCCUAUUUUUUCUUUAAGCAAUGGCUUUUUUUCUGGCCACUCUUCCGUAAAGCCCAGCUCUGUGGCGUGUACGGCUUAAAGUGGUCCUAUGGACAGAUACUCCAAUCUCCGCUGUGGAGCUUUGCAGCUCGUUCAGGGUUAUCUUUGGUGUCUUUGUUGCCUCUCUGAAUAAUGCCCUCCUUGCCUGGUACGUGAGUUUUGGUGGGCGGCCCUCUCUUGGCAGGUUUGUUGUGGUGCCAUAUUCUUUCAAUUUUUUAAAUAAUAGAUUUAAUGGUGCUCCGUGGGAUGUUCAAAGUUUUUGAUAUUUUUUUAUAACCCAACCCUGAUCUGUACUUCUCCACAACUUUGUCCCUGACCUGUUUGGAGAGCUCCUUGGUCUUCAUGGUGCCGCUUGCUUGGUGGUGCCCCUUGCUUAGUGGUGUUGCAGACUCUGGGGCCUUUCAGAACAGGUGUAUGUAUAUAUAUAUAUAUACUGAGUUCAUGUGACAGAUCAUGUGACACUUAGAUUGCACACAGGUGGACUUUAUUUAACUAAUUAUGUGACUUUUAUUUGUAAUAAAUGAGCAAUUUCUAAAAAAAAAUCUUAAUGUGGUAUUGUGUGUAGAUUGAUGAGGAAUAAAAUUAAUUUAAUCAAUUUUAGAAUGAGACAACGUAACAAAAUGUGGAAAGGGUCUGAAUACUUUCCGAAUGCACUGUAUGUAGUAAAUAAGUAGUGAAAUGCGUAUUUUUGGAAUAGAACUUAAAAGGUAGCGAUGAAUAGUAAGUAAUUUUUUUUCUCAUUAGGUAUACUGGCAUCUGGUGGCGACUAGAAACAAUUGCAGAAUAGGAACUAUUACAAAUUGAUGGUCUUUGAAAGUAAAUAUUAGUUCUUAAACUCCUUGAAUGUCCUUUAAUGUGACUUGCCACUGUCUGCACGAACCUUGCUUCGCACUGAUAAAGGACACAUAUCCCUGUAGGAACCGGAUCCUGGAUCGUUUGGUAACCUGAUCCGCACUAUGAAGCAUGUGUGAGCAAAUACAGUGUCUUAUUCCACAUUUUGUUGUUACAGCCUCAAUUAAAAAUUGAUUAAAUUUAUUUUUUUCUCCCCCAUCUACACACAAUACUCCAUAAUGACAGUGAAAACAUGUUUUUAGACAUUGUUAAAAAAUGUAUUGAAAAGGAAAUACAGAAAUGCACAAUGUAUGUGGACAUCCCUUCAAAUUAGUGGAUUCGGCUAUUUCAGCCACACCUAUUGCUGACAGGUGUAUAACAUUGCGCACACAGCCAUGCAAUCUCCAUAGACAAACAUUGGCAGUAGAAUGGCCUUACUGAAGAGCUCAGUGACUUUCAACGUGGCACCGUCAUAGGAUGCCACCUUUCCAACAUGUCAGUUCCUCAAAUUUCUGCCCUGCUAGAGCUGCCCUGGUCAACUGUAAGUGCGGUUAUUGUGAAGUGGAAACGUCUAGGAGCAACAACGGCUCAGCCGCGAAGUGGUAGGCCACACAAGCUCACAGAACGGGACCGCGAGUGCUGAAGUGCGUAAAUAUCUUCCGUCCUCGGUUGCAUCACUCACUACAGAGUUCCGAACUACCUCGGGAAAUGUCAGCACAAUAACCAUUAGUCGGGAGCUUCAUGAAAUGGGUUUCCAUGGCCAAGCAGCCACACACAAGCCUAAGAUCACCAUGCGUAAUGCCUAGCGUCAGCUGGAGUGUGUAAAGCUCGCCACCAUUGGACUCUGGAGCAGUGGAAACGCGUUCUCUGGAGUGAUGAAUCACGCUUCACCAUCUGGCAUUGCGACAGACAAAUCUGGGUUUGGCGGAUGCCAGGAGAACGCUAUCUGCCUGAAUGCAUAGUGCCAAUUGUAAAGUUUGGUGGAGGAGGAAUUAUGUUCUGGGGCUGUUUUUCAUGGUUUUUGGCUAGGCCCCUUAAGGGAAAUCUUAAUGCUACAGCAUGCAAUGACUUUCUAGAUGAUUAUUUUCUUCCAACUUUGUGGCAACAGUUUGGGGAAGGCCCUUUCAGCAUGACAAUGCCCCCGUGCACAAAGCGAGGUCCAUACAGAAAUGGUUUGUCAAGAUCAGUGUGGAAGAACUUGACUGGCCUGGCAGAGCCCUGACCUCAACCCAUCAAACACCUUUGGGAUGAAUUGGAAUGCUGACUGCGAGCCAGGCCUAAUCGCCCAACAUCAGUACCCAACCUCACUAAUGCUGUUUGGCUGAAUGGAUGCAAGUCCCCGCAGCAAUGUUCCAACAGCCUUUCCAGAAGAAUGGAGGCUGUUAUAGCAGCAAAGGGGGGACCAACUUCAUAUUAAUGCCCAUGAUUUUGGAAUGAGAUGUUCGACAAGCAGGUGUCCACAUACUUUUGGUCAUGUAGUGUAUCUCAUUUACGUAAGUAUUCACACCCCUGAGGCAAUACAUUUUUAAAUUGUAGUUAUUUAUCAGACACUCUUAUCCAGAGCGACUUACAGUUAGUGAGUGUAUACAUUCUUUCAUACUGGCCCCCCGUGGGAAACGAACCCACAACCCUGGCGUUGCAAGCGCCAUGCUCUACCAACUGAGCUACACGGGGCUAACAUGUUAGAAUCACCUUUGACAGGGCCUCUCGAGUGGCGCAGUGGUCGAAGGUACUGCAUCGCAGUGCUUGAGGCGUCACUACAGACCCGGAUUUGAUCCGGCCGCGACCGGGAGACCCAUGAGGCGGCACACAAUUUGCCCAGGGACGUUAGGGGAGAGUUUGGCCGGCCGGGUUGUCCUUGUCCCAUCGCGCUCUAGCGACUCCCUGUGUUGGGCCGGGCACAUGCACGCUGACAGUUGUACGGUGUUUCCUCCGACACAUUGGUACGGCUGGCUUCCAGGUUAAGCAAGCAGUGUGUCAAGAAGCAGUGCGGCUUUGCAGGGUCGUGUUUUGGAGGAUGCAUGGCUCUUGACCUUCGCCUCUCCCGAGUCUGUACGGGAGUUGCAGCAAUGGGACAAGACUGUAAUUUGGAUAUCACAAAAAAGGGUUAUAAAAGUCUAAGAGCUUUGCACACCUGGAUUGCACAAUAUUUGCACAUUUUUCUUCAAGCUCUGUAAAUUGGUUGUUGAUCAUUGCUAGUCUUGUCAUAGAUUUUCACGUAGAUUUAAGUCAAAACUGUAACUCGGUCACUAUGGAACAUUCAGUGUCAUCUUGGUAAGCAACUCCAGUGUAGAUUUGGCCUUGUGUUUUAGGUUAUUGUCCUGCUGAAAGGUGAAUUCAUUGCCCAGUGUCUGGUGGAAAGCAGACUGAACCAGGUUUUCCUCUAGGAUUUUGCCUGUGCUUAGCUCUAUUCCGUUAAUUUUUAGUGUCCUGAAAAACUCCUCAGUUCUUAAUGAUUUCAAGCGUACCCAUAACAUGAUGCAGCCACCACUAUGCUUGAAAGUAUGGAGGGUGGUACUCGGUAAUGUGUUGCAUUGGAUUUGCCCCAAACAUAGCACUUUGUAUUCAGGAUAAAAAGUGAAUUGCUUUGCCACAUUUUUUGCAGUAUUACUUUAGUGCAUGCUUUGUAAUAUUUUUAUUCCGUACAGGCUUCCUUUUUACUCUGUCAGUUAGGUUAGUAUUGUGCAGUAACUAUACUGAACAAAAAUAUUAAUGCAACAAUUUCAACAAUUUUACCGAGUUACAUUUCAUAUAAGGAAAUCAGUCAAUUGAAUUCGGCCCUGAUCUAUGUAUUUCACAUGACUGGGCAGGGGUGCAGCCAUGGGUGGCCCUGGGAGUGCAUAGGCCCACCCACUUGGGAGCCAGGCCCAGCCAAUCAGAAUGAGUUUUCCCCCCACAAAAGGCCUUAUAACAAGACAGAAAUACUGCUCAGUUUCAUCAACUGUCUGGGUGGCUGGUCUCAGAUAAUCCCGCAGGUGAAGAACCCGCAUGUGGAGGUCCUGGGCUGGCAUGGUUACAUGUGGUCUGCUGUUGUGAGGCCGGUUGGACUUACUGCCAAAUUCUCUAAAACGACGUUGGAGGCAGCUUAUGGUAGAAAAAUUAACAUUAAAUUAUCUGGCAACAGCUCUGGUGGACAUUCCUGUAGUCAGCAUGUCAAUUGCACGUUCCCUUAACUUGAGACAUCUGUGGCAUUAUGUUGUGUGACAAAACUGCAGAUUUUAGUGGCCUUUUAUUGUCCCCAGCACAAGGUGCACCUGUGUAAUGAUUGUGCUGUUUAAUCAGCUUCUUGAUAUACCACACCUGUCAGGUGGAUGGAUUAUCUUGUCAAAGGAGAAAUGCUCCCUAACAGGGAUGUAAACAAAUUUGUGCACAAAAUUUGAAGAAAUAAGCUUUUUCUGCUUAUGGAAAAUUUCUGCGAGCUUUUAUUUCAGCUCAUGAAACAUGGGACCAACACUUUACAUGUUGAACACUGAACAAAAGUUCCUUCCUCUCCGGCAACUGAGUUAGGAAGGACGCCUGUAUUUUUGUAGUGACUUGGUGUAUUGAUACACCAUCCAAAGUGUAAUUAAUAACUUCACCAUGCUCGAAGGAAUAUUUGUGUAGAUUUUUUAUUUUUUAACCAUCUACCAAUAGGUACCCUUCUUUGCGAGGCAUUGGAAAACCUCCCUGGUCUUUGUAGUUGAAUCUGUUUGAAAUUCACUGCUUGACUGAGGGACGUUACAGAUAAUUGUAUGUGAGGGGUACAGAGGUAAGGUAGGCAUUCAAAAAUCAUGUUAGGCUAGAGAUGUUUUUUUGUAUUGGAUGCAUCUCAAUCCACCACAUCUGCCUAUGUCGCACUUCCUCAUCUGUGGUGAAAGCUGACUGUGCUAAAAUGGUGUUUGUCAGACCAUAAGACAUCUGAAAAUCGGUCUUCUCACAAAAUCGUCUUUAGCGUCCGAAUGGUUUGGCCUACAAACUAUUAUGGAAAGAUGACUCUCGCGAACAUGAUGGUGUUUUCCUCUACGACCCACAUAAGCGUCUUGGGACUCGGUACAGCAGAUCUGCCAAAGUAAUAAAAAACAACAACAUUUUAGUCAUUUAGCAGACUCUCUUAUCCAGAGCGACUUAUAGGAGCAAUUCGUGUUAACAGAGCCUUGUCAGCUCGAGGAGUCAAACCAGCAACCUUUCAGUUACUGGCCCAAUGCUCUAACCUCUAGGCUACCUGCCGCCCUGUCUGUAGAGUCCGAGCAGUUUUGGCCACGAAACUCUCACGAACACGUCGGUUGUUUUGCUCUAGGACGCUCACAAGCCUCACAAGACUCAUCUGAAGGUCCCCCGUACCAGUUUAAAAAAUGAAUGGAAGUAAACUCAGCAAAAAAAGAAAUGUCCUCACUGUCAACUGGGUUUAUUUUCAGCAAACUUAACAUGUGUAAAUAUUUAUAUGAACAUAACAAGAUUCAACAACUAAGACAAACUGAACAAAUUCCACAGACGUGACUAACAGAAAUUGAAUAAUGUGUCCCUGAACAAAGGGGGGUCAAAAUCAAAAGUAACAGUCAGUAUCUGGUGUGGCCACCAGCUGCAUUAAGUACUCCUCAUGGACUGCACCAUAUUUGCCAGUUCUUGCUGUGAGAUGUUACCCCACUCUUCCACCAAGGCACCUGCAAGUUACCGGACAUUUCUGGGGGGGAAUGGCCCUAGCCCUCCCCCUCCGAUCCAACAGGUCCCAGACGUGCUCAAUGGGAUUGAGAUCCGGGUUCUUCGCUGGCCAUGGCAGAACACUGACAUUCCUGUCUUGCAGGAAAUCAGGCACAGAACGAGCAGUAUGGCUGGUGGCAUUGUCAUGCUGGAGGGUCAUGUCAGGAUGAGCCUGCAGGAAGGGUACCACAUGAGGGAGGAGGAUGUCUUCCCUGUAACGCACAGCGUUGAGAUUGCCUGCAAUGACAACAAGCUCAGUCUGAUGAUGCUGUGACACAUCGCCCCAGACCAUGACACAUCGCCCCAGACCAUUUUCUUCAUGAUUAUUUUUUUAUAAUUUCCUAAUCUUUCUUCAGAACAAACUUCCUUUAGAUUUUUUUUGGGGGGGACUAUCUGUUCCAUAGAGUGAAUCUGUUAUUCAAUGCUUUUCUAUUUGCUAAUAGCAGUAAUGCCAAAUUCAAUGUUUCAUCCCCCAACUUUGUAAACAAUUUUUUGGAUACCUUAAGGUGUCUAAAAAUUCCAAUUGAAAUAGCUAAAUUAUCCUUGGUAUCGCCAUCUUAAAACAAUUCCACAUGUAGGGCUUAGACUAGAGGGUUAAGAUGAAUGCUCUAUAAGUCGCUCUGGAGAAGAGCGUCUGCUAAACGACUAAAAUUGUUCAAAAGAAAAGUGCGAAAUGCAAACCAACUCUGGCUGUAACGAAUCCUGGACCUGUUUGAGUAGCGGGUCCAAGAUCCAUGACCAGAGUACCAGGUAUUGAGUCAUGUGGAACUUAUACUGAACAAAAAUAUAAACGCAACAAUUUCAACAUUUUACGGAGUUACAGUUCAUAUAAGGAAAUCAGUAAAUUGAAAUAAAUAAAUUAGGCCCCAACCUAUGCAUUUCACAUGACUGGGAAUACAGAUAUGCAUAUGUUGGUCACAGAUACCUUUAAAAAAAUGGUAGGGCCGUGGAUCAGAAAACCAGUCAGUAUCUGGUGUGACCACCAUUUGCCUCAUGCAGCGCGACACUUCUUCAUUGCAUGGAGUUGAUCAGGCUGUUGAUUGUGGCCUGUGGAAUAUUGUCCCAAUCCUCUUCAAUGGCUGUGUGAAGUUGCUGGAUAUUAACGGGAACUGGAACACGCUGUCAUACAUCUCAAUCCAGAGCAUCCCAAACAUGGAAGAAAUGGGACUUUUCCAGCUUUCAGGAAUUGUGUACAGAUCCUUGCGACAUGGGGUCAUGCAUUAUCAUGCUGAAACAUGAGGUGAUGGCGGCGGAUGAAUGGCACGACAAUGGGCCUCAGGAUCUCGCUACAGUAUCUCUGUGCAUUGAAAUUGCAAUCGAUAAAAUGCAAUUGUGGUCGUUGUCCGUAGCUUAUUCCUGCCCAUACCAUAACCCCACCACCACCAUGGGGCACUCUGUUCACAACGUUGACAUUAGCAAACUGCUCGCCCACACAACGCCAUACACGCUGUCUACCAUCUGCCUGGUACAGUACAGUUGAAACUGGGAUUCCUCCGUGAAGAGCACACUUCUCCAGCGUGCCAGUGACCAUCGAAGGUGAGCAUUUGCCCACUGAAGUCGGUUACGAAGCCGAGCUGCAGUCAGGUCAAGACCCUGGUGAGGAUGAAGAGCAUGCAGAUGCGCUUCCUUGAGCCGGUUUCUGACAGUUUGUGCAGAAAUUCUUCGGUUGUGCAUACUCAGUUUCAUCAGCUGUCCGGGUGGCUGGUCUCAGACGAUUCCGCUGGUGAGAAGCAGGAUGUGGAGGUCCUGGGCUGGUGUGGUUACACGUGGUCUGCGGUUAUAAGGCUGGCUGGAAGUACUGCCAAAUUCUCUAAAACGACGUUGAGAAAUGAAGAACAAUGGUAGCGAAAUGAACAUUCAAUUCUCUGGCAACAGCUCUGGUGGACAUUCCUGCAGUCUGCAUGACAAUUUGGAAUCCAAACCAGAGCAAUGCAUUUCAUAUGUGAAAACGCCCUAAAGGUAGCCUCAAUUUUGGUCUAUGCCUUGUUUGUUGCUCCUAAAUAUUUUAUUGAAGCUGAUGAUAAAGCAACAUUGUUGAAACAUACGGAAUACCUCUUCUCCCUUCUCACAGAUACCUGCUGCAGUACCAGGAGCCUAUCCCCUGUGAACAGCUGGUCACAGCUCUGUGUGACAUCAAGCAGGCCUACACACAGUUUGGAGGUAAGUUGCUGCCCUACACCACAUAGGGCUUUAUUCAGUAGCACUCUACAAUGAAACGAGAGUCCACCUGCAGGUCACAGUAAGCACUCUCCAAUGAAACGAGAGUCCACCUGCAGGUCACCGCAAGCAAAUGGAGCGCUGUGUCAAUUGGAAGCAAUUGGUUUAGCUCACUGCUCCUCAAUACUGUAAUUUCAAGUGUGAAGUUGUAAGUGGCUGGCCCGGCAACCGUCAGUGUAAAAUGCAGUGUCUUCCAAAUUCAUUAUUGGCUUUCGUUCUCUGAGGUUGUUCAAAAAGCAAAGUUGAAAUUCUUUAAAUUGCUGUUUGUGCGGUUUGACCACAGGGAAAAGGCCCUUUGGCGUGUCUCUGCUGUACAUGGGCUGGGACAAACACUACGGCUUCCAGCUCUACCAGAGUGACCCCAGCGGCAACUACGGAGGCUGGAAGGCCACCUGCAUCGGCAACAAUAGUGCCGUAAGUCCCUCUUUCAACAUUGUAUGUGUUUACAUGCUGCAUUCUUCAUCUGCUGUGGCAAAUUGCAAUCACCAGAGAUGGGCCACGGGUCGACUCUGGACUACAACCACGAAUGACCACGUUUUUCUUUGUUGCCAGUCCUACAUCCCCUUUAUAUAAAGCAGCCUGUUUCUGUGGGGGAUUCUCAGGUGGCCUGUAGUAUACAUUGAGAUUUGGGUUGGUUAUGGAGAACCAGUACAAUGAACGGUACCAUAAUACUGGUUCCUACAUACACUACCACACCUGAUUUCACUUAGUCCACCAAAAGACCACUCAUGGCUGCACCGGAUUCUUCUGCCCCUCUUUGUCCUUAUGCUGUGUCGUCUCUCCUGCAAUAAACUGAAUGAUGAAACUAUGCAACGCUUUGGGCACCAGAGGGCGGCAGAUGUGCUUCUUAAGGUCUCUGCAUGUUGGAAAGGCGCUCGCCAUUGAACAGAUUGACAGAGUAAAUUAAAGUGGUUCACCACACAGGAUUGUAGUAUAGGAGGUUUCACCCUGAAGGCUCAGUCUGUUUGACUAACCUGGAUGUCAAGGACAUGUUUGCUUAGCGAGAUUGUGUGUGCAUGUGCAUAAGAGCUGUUAAAGGUACACGAUGGAAAUGGAGUUGCUAAUAGUUUUUCUCAAAAUGUGUCUUGAGUGUUUGCUGUAUUCAUACACUUAAAUACUGUAUUUAGUUUUAAUCAGCAAGGGAUUCCUGCAUAGCUAUAACAUCUGACUAGUUUUGACACAGCCAGAUCAACAGUCGGGGCAUAAUAGUAUCAUCCACAUAGGCUUGUCAUGAUACCAGGCCAAGUAUCACGAUAGAGUAGUAUCGCAAUACCACGGUGGGAAAAAAUCAGUGGCCUAGCAUCCUGUUCGCCCGACCCCCGGGACGCUUGUUCACGUAUUCUAAACAUUCUCCAAAAACCUGUCACUGAAAUUCACACUCUUACUCAAUACAACACAUUGAAUUAAACUUCAAACUGUUCAGUGUAUAAUAGAAUACUGCAUAGAAUGGCUGAUUUUAUAAUAUUUGCAAAGGCCUACCUGUGAUUUGGCUGGAGGAAUGGGAGGAAGGAAUGUACGUCAGUGGAGGCUGCUGAAGGGAGGACGGCUCAUAAUAAUGGCUGGAACGUCACAAAUGGAAUGGCAUCAAACACAUAGAAGCCAUGUGUUUGAUACCAUUCCACUCAUUUCGCUCCAGCCAUUACCACAAGCCCGUCUGUUAUGAUAAUUAUUUAACAAACUAUUUCAGUGUCUCUGUGCGUCUCCCAAAAGGUUGUAAGUCUUUUGGGAUUUAAGUAACGGACAGAGACCCGGUCUGCAUAGUCAGAGAUUUAUUCAUUGAGAAUUCUGCCAUCACAAUUUCAGAGUUCAUCUUUUAUACUCAUACGUCAUACAAAAAUCCCUCCCCUCUUUAGGCGGGCUGUAGUUUUCCACUUUAAAACUGCUCUCCUGACCAUCAGUUCACACACACAUACACACACACAAACACACACACAUACAUAUACACACACACACACAUGCAUACACGCAUAUAUACAUACACACGCAUACAUACACACACACACAUACACACACAUUCCUUAGUUAUCGCCGUCCUCACAAUAUCCUGCAUACUCCUUAAAAAGCCUAACAGUUUCUCUCCUCCCUAAAUUGGGAGGCCUCUUUAUCUUGGUUUCUCAGUUGUCUGUAGACAGUUCUCCUUGUCCUUUUGUUGUCUGGUCUAACUCUUACUCACAUUGCUAAAUAGUAGCUCAAUGUCAUAGUCUUUACUGGUCCUACACUCACACAUUCUAACACAUUUCACACAGUUUCAGGGUGUAAUAAUUAGUCACUUCUAAGAAAGUACUAAUCAUACUUAAAACAAGGACAUUUCACAACUAUAUUUAAGGGUGGAACAUUUUGUCAUUACUUUUAACCUGUAUAUAUUUUAAUUCCUAUAUCACCGUCCUCCCCAAUUAAUGUGCCACCAACCUCCUGUGCUAUACAGUGCCUUCGGAAAGUAUUCAGACCCCUUGACUUUUCCACAUUUUGUUACGUUAUAGCCGUAUUCUAAAAUGAAAAAAACCAAGCCAUGAGGUCAAAGGAAUUGUCCGUAGAGCUCCGAGACAGGAUUUUGUCGAGGCACAGAUCUGGGGAAGGGUACCAAAAAAUUUCUGCAGCAUUGAAGGUCCCCAAGAACACAGUGGCCUCCAUCAUUCUUAAAUGGAAGAAGUUUGGAACCACCAAGACUCUUCCUAGAGCUGACCAAACUGAGCAAUUGGGGGAGAAGGGCCUUGGUCAGAGAGGUGACCAAGAACCAGAUGGUCACUCUGACAGAGUUCUAGAGUUCCUCUGUGGAGAUGGGAUAACCUUCCAGAAGGACAACCAUCUCUGCAGCACUCCACCAAGCAGGCCUUUAUGGUAGAGUGACUAGAUGGAAGCCACUCCUCAGUAAAAUACAUGAUAGCUCGCUUGGAGUUUGCCAAAAGGCACCUAAAGACUCUCAGACCAUGAGAAACAACAUUCUCUGGUCUGAUUAAACCAAAAUUGAACUAUUUGGCCUGAAUGCCAAGCGUCACGUCUGGAGGAAACCUGGCACCAUCCCUACAGUGAAUCAUGGUGGUGGCAGCAACAUGCUGUGUGGAUGUUUUCAGCGGCAGGGACUGGGAGACUAGUCAGGAUCGAGGCAAAGAUGAACGGAGCAAAGUAGAGAGAGAUCCUUGAUGAAAACUUGCUCCAGAGCACUCAGGACCUCAGACUGGGUUAAAGGGUCACCUUCCAACAGGACAACGACUCUAAGCACAUAGCCAAGACAACGCAGGAGUGGCUUCGGAACAAGUCUCUGAAUGUCCUUGAGUGGCCCAGCCAGAGCCUGGACUUGAACCUGAUCGAACAUGUCUGGUGAGACCUAAAGAUAGCUGUGCAGCAACGCUCCCCAUCCAACCUGACAGAGCUUGAGAGGAUCGGCAGAGAGGAGUGGGAGAAACUCUCCAAAUACAGGUGUGCUAAGCUUGUAGCGUCAUACCCAAGAAGACCCAAGGCUGUAAUCGCUGCCAAAGGUGCUUCAACAAUGUACUGAGUGAAGGGUCUGAAUACUUAUGUAAAUGUGAUAUUUCUGUUUUUUAUUUGUAAUAAGAGGGCAUCGGCCCUCUUAUUUGAGGAGAACCCUGGCAUAGUGAGCAUAUCUUGGUUUUAAACGCUUUAAAUGCCUUUGCGUGACCCUGGACAACACCCUGUCUUUCUCCGCUAACAUCAAAGCGGUGACCCAAUCCUGUAGGUUCAUUCAAAGAGUACGACCCUACCUUACACAGGAAGCGGCACAGGUCCUAAUCCAGGCACUUGUCAUCUCCCGUCUGGAUUACUGCAACUCGCUGUUGGCUGGGCUCCCUGCCUGUGCCAUUAAACCCCUACAACUCAUCCAGAAUGCCGCAGCCCGUCUGGUGUUCAACCUUCCCAAGUUCUCUCACGUCACCCCGCUCCUCCGCACACUCCACUGGCUUCCAGUUGAAGCUCGCAUCUGCUACAAGACCAUGGUGCUUGCCUACGGAGCUGUGAGGGGAACGGCACCUCCUUACCUUCAGGCUCUGAUCAGUUCCUACACCCAAACAAGGGCAUUGCGUUCUUCCACCUCUGGCCUGCUGGUCCCCCUACCUCUGCGGAAGCACAGUUCCCGCUCAGCCCAGUCAAAACUGUUCGCUGCUCUGGCACCCCAAUGGUGGAACAAGCUCCCUCACGACGCCAGGACAGCGGAGUCACUGACCACCUUCCGGAGACACUUGAAACCCUACCUCUUUAAGGAAUACCUGGGAUAGUAUAAAAGUAAUCCUUUUUACAAAAAUAAUACAAUAUAUGUAUAAAACAAAUUAAAAUUAAAAAUAUACUCAAAAGUAAAAAAAUUAGAAAAAUAUAAAAUAAAUACAUUGUAAAGUGGUUGUCCCACUGGCUAUCAUAAGGUGAAUGCACCAAUUUGUAAGUCGCUCUGGAUAAGAGCGUCUGCUAAAUAACGUAAAUGUAAAUGGGCACUUCUGAUUUUUGCUGUAUUUCCCGGGAAUCUCUGAUAAAUAUGAAUGAUUCCCAGUAUUGAAACUUGGUAGGUUUUCGGGAAAAUAUUCAUCCGCAGUGCAGGUGUAAUUCUUGAUAGGCCUAUUAAUUUAUUUAUUUUAUUUCAUGAAACCACACAAUCCUUUUGCAAUAUCGUAUUUUUCUCACAGGUGUGGGGGGUUUUCUGGACAAUAUUUCUGGCCAUUUAGGGUUCCCUUUUUGGCUCGCAAGCACCCCCAGUAUCUUCUGUAAUAGAACUUAAAGUAUACAAUGUUUUUUCUCAGUGUUGUGUUAAAGAUGUUAAAUGUCUUGUUUGUGUCCUCUCUCCAAGGCGGCCGUGUCCAUGCUGAAGCAGGACUUCAAAGAGGGAGAAAUGUCUCUGUCCUCUGCCCUGGCUCUGGCCGUCAAAGUGCUCAACAAGACUAUGGACGUCAGCAAGCUGUCUGCUGAGAAAGGUGUGUUAGUGAAAGAUUGCCUGUGUGUAUGAGAGUGCUCUUGAGACUCAAUCAGAACGGAAUAUUACUCAAAUUGAGUGUUUAUGGACCUUUUAACUUUAGCCAUGUUCACAUUGGCAGUUUGAAGUGACUCAAAUCAUAUUUAUUUGCAUAACCGAUUCGAAUCAGUUAUUUUUCCUGCAGUCUGAACAGCCAAAAAGCACAUGGAAUCGGAUAUUUCAAGCCACAUUUCAAACCACCUUCGUAGGUGGUUUAAAAUCAGAUGCAAAUCUGAUUCCUGGCCUAGGGCUGGGCAGUAUACCGUAUUUUAUGAUAUACCGGUAUUGAUGGACGGACCAGUUUGAGUUUUUAUUUGACCUUCUAUAACGGCAUUUGAAUGUUUGGUUUGUUAAAUGUGAUACGCCGUGUGUAACGUCUAUUUUUGUAGUUUACUUGGCUACUUGAGUCAACUCUCUCUCCAUGCCACUUUCCAUACAGACUUAGCUCCACCCCCUGUCACUCAAGGAGCGCAUUUUGUUGUUCAUCGAAAACGAGACACUUGCAUUCAGUCUGCAUGGUCAAUGCAGCACAUGCAACAAUGUUGAUGUCAACAAUGUGGUUUUCACUUUGCUUUUUACAAUACAUUCACUAGUGUUCUGUACUGAACAAAAAUAUAAACACAACAUGCAACAAUUUCAAAGAUUUUACUGAGUUAGUUCAUGGAAGGAAAUCACUCAAUUGAAAUAAAUUCAUUAGGCCCAAAUCUAUGGAUUUAACAUGACUGGGCAAGGGUGCGGGCAUGGUAGGGCAUAGGCCCCCCAACUGGGGAGCCAGGCACAACCAAUCAUAAUUACUUUUUCCCCACAAAAGGGCUUUAUUACAGACAGAAAUACUCCUCAGCACCCCCAUCCUCAGAUGAUCCCGCAGGUGAAAAAGCCAGAUGUGGUGGUCCUGGGCUGGUGUGGUUACACGUGGUCUGCGGUUGUGAGGCCAGUUGGACGUACUGCCAAAUAAAAUUAAAAAUUACGUCGGAGGUGGCUUAUGGUAGAGAAAUGAACAUUCAAUUAUCUGGCAACAGCUCUGGUGGACAUUCCUGCAGUCAGCAUGCCAAUUGCACGCUCCAUCAAGACUUGAGAUAUCUGUGGCCUUGUGUUGUGUGACAAAACUGCACAUUUUAAUGGCCUUUUAUUAUCCCCAGCACAAGGUGCACUUGUGUAAUGAUCAUGCUGUUUAAUCAGCUUCUUGAUAUGCUACACCUGUCAGGUGGAUCUAAUAUCUUGGCAAAGGAGAAAUGCUCACUAACAGGGAUGUAAAAAAAUUUAGCACAAUUUGAGAGAAAUAAGCUUUUUGUGCUUAUGGAACAUUUCUGGGGUCUUUUAUUUCAGCUCAUAAAACAUGGGACCAACACUUAAAAUGUUGCUUUUAUAUUUUUGUUCAGUAUAUAAUUUCACUAUUAGUUUUGUGUCCCAUACAUCUGCAAACAGCUAGUUUGUCUUUUCUUAGCAAGUUGGGCCUACAUCUUGUUAGUCGCUAAUGGUAAUCGCUAGUUAGCUGGCCAGCUAGCUAGCUAAUAAAUGUACUGAGUCAGAGCAAACGUAAUUAGCUAUACAGCCUGCAUUCAAAGUGCCCACUAUUAUAUUCUAACUAUAGAAUUAGAAUAAUCAUUCUGUUUCCAUGAUUCCAACAGUUCACCCAACUGUUUUAAUCUAAAUCGCAAUUGCAACAUUUGGUUAAAAAUAAGGCCUAGAUUGUUUGCCCAUAUCAUGCAGCCCUACGUGGCCGUGUGGAAAAGAUCUCAAAUGAGUGCAGGAAAUGCAGAAGUUGAUGAAAAUUCCGAAAAUUAUUUUUGGUUGAAUUGAUCAGUAUAAAACAAUCAGAAUGGAGAAAGACCCAUUGAAAUCACUUAGAAUGUAUGUGUUGCCACCCUAGGGUCACGCACUACUCAAAGCAAAUGUUGAACUUGUAUUAUUAAAAAACAUAAAAUACUGUCUAUUUUAUUUUAUAUACUGUGAUGUAUUUUGGCCAUAUUUACUGCUAAGUUUACUGCCACAUGUCCAGCCCUAUCCUGGACAUGUGACUUGUCUGAACGGUCAAAUCUGAUUUUAUUUGCCCUCAAGUGUUUUUUAUAUUGUUGAUUUAUUAGCUACUCUGCUUGACAGUUUGACAAGAACAUGGUAGAUAACUAGCUUGUUAAUUGUUUACAAACAAAUUGGUGAAUGUGCUAGAAAGCUAAACGGCUACCUAGCUAGCUAGUUGACUGCUAUGGCUAGCCAAAAAGGACUAGUUUUGAAAGUUGGAUCAUCUUAUCCUUUGAGGCUUUAAAAGUGUUCUUAUCCUAUGAUUUUGAACAUUCAAAGGAAAUGGGAAACGUCCAGGCAGGCAUUGUUGUCACCUUAGCUUGCUACAUGCUCCUGAGUGGCGCAGUGGUCUAAGGCACUGCAUCGCAGUGCUAACUGUGCCACUAGAGAUCCUGGUUCGAAUCCAGGCUCUGUCGCAGCCGGCCGCGACCGGGAGACUCAUGGGCGGCGCACAAUUGGCCCAGCGUCGUCCAGGGUAGGGGAGGGAGUGGCCGGAAGGGAUGUAGCUCAGUUGAUAGAGCAUGGCGUUUGCAACGCCAGGGUUGUGGGUUCGAUUCCCACGGGGGGCCAGUAUAUUUAAAAAAUAUAUAUGUAUUCACUAACUGUAAGUCGCUCUGGAUAAGAGCGUCUGCUAAAUGACGUAAAUGUAAAUGUAAAAUGUACAUAACUUCUGAGGGAUAGGAAACACAAGCGCCACCAUCAAUCAGCCUACACACUGCACACACACCCGUUGUUACUAUGACAACUAGCAUAGACUUGUCAGCAAAUUACUGCUGUCUGAACACACACAUCCAUUUUGGUCACUUGUAACUUGCUGUUUGGACAGGCAGUAUUCCAAAAUGGAUUUGAAAAACAAAACUGAUUUGAGCAUUAAGGCCUGCAGUGUGAACAAGGCUUUAUUUGCAUAUACUGUAUAUGCUUGUCUGCUGUAUUGCGUUACUUACUUUCCCCCUUCCAACCUCUUAAGUGAUAAUAUUCAGGGUAGUAGCCUUCUUUUUUUUAACCCCGUGUGUCUCCGCUUUGGUGUUAUCUAGUGGAGAUCGCCACACUGACCAGAGAGAACGGAAAGACUUGCAUCAAGGUGCUGAAACAGAAGGAAGUGGAUGAGCUGAUCAAGAAACACGAGGCGGAGGAGGCCAAAGCGGAGAAGGAGAAGAAGGAGAAAGAACAGAAGGAGAAAGACAAAUGA
This is a messenger RNA of Coregonus sp. 'balchen', 17318 nucleotides long. The record is from the annotation of a GenBank genome assembly. NCBI's taxonomy places the organism in Eukaryota, Metazoa, Chordata, Actinopteri, Salmoniformes, Salmonidae.